CUUUGAUGAUAUGAAAGAUUGCCAGGCACCAUAAUUGGUCUCAGAGCUUCCUAAAACAAGUGCAGAUUUGAACUAAGGUGGUAGCAGCAGGAAUGAAUCAAAGUGUUUCAUGAUGAGGAAAUUUAGAAAAAUAGAGACUUCCCAAGAAAAUUGAAACAUAAAAGUGGAAAUUGGGAAAUCUGAGUCUUAUUGAAAAGGAUAAAAAGUAAAGUGGACGGAGAACUUUGGAGAAUCCCUUCAUGAAAUCAGGAGGUCACAAAUCACAUUGAGCCAAAACGCAUCCAGUGAUUUCUUCAAUUACAAACAAAAUGAAUAUUCCCAUGCUGCUGCCACAUCCCCACCAGCGGUUCCUAAAAGGCCUUUUAAGGACACCUUACCGACCUUACCACUUCAUCUUCCCCUCACGAACUCAUCUCGGAUCAGGAACCCCGUGUGCUCAGCCAUUUAAUUCUCUUGGACUCCAUUGUACAAAGUCGAUGCUGCUGUCAAAUGGUUUAAAGAGAAAAUUAUGUGUACAAACAACCUUAAAGGACCACACAGAAGAACUUUCUGAUAAAGAACAAAGAUUUGUGGAUAAACUUUAUACAGGUUUAAUCCAAGGGCAAAGGGCCCGCUUAGCAGAGGCCAUAACUCUUAUAGAAUCAACUCACAGCAGGAAAAAGGAGUUAGCCCAUGUGCUUCUUCAAAAAGUAUUAGUCUACCACAGAGAACAAGAGCAAUUAAAUAAAGGAAAACCACUAGCAUUUCGAGUAGGAUUGUCUGGGCCUCCUGGUGCUGGAAAAUCAACAUUUAUAGAAUAUUUUGGAAAAAUGCUUACUGAGAGAGGGCACAAAUUAUCUGUGCUGGCUGUAGACCCUUCUUCUUGUACUAGUGGUGGAUCACUCUUAGGGGAUAAAACCCGAAUGACUGAGUUAUCAAGAGAUAUGAAUGCAUACAUCAGGCCAUCUCCUACUAGAGGGACGUUAGGAGGUGUGACAAGGACAACAAAUGAAGCUAUUCUGUUGUGUGAAGGAGCAGGAUAUGACAUCAUUCUUAUUGAAACCGUGGGUGUGGGUCAGUCGGAGUUUGCAGUUGCUGACAUGGUUGACAUGUUUGUUUUACUAUUGCCACCAGCAGGAGGAGAUGAAUUGCAGGGUAUCAAAAGGGGUAUAAUUGAGAUGGCAGAUCUGGUAGCUGUAACUAAAUCUGAUGGAGACUUGAAGGUGCCAGCUCGAAGGAUUCAAGCAGAGUAUGUGAGUGCACUGAAACUACUCCGCAAGCGUUCGGAAGUCUGGAAACCAAAGGUAAUUCGUAUUUCUGCCAGAAGUGGAGAGGGGAUCUCUGAAAUGUGGGAUAAAAUGAAAGAAUUCCAGGACCUAAUGCUUGCCAGUGGGGAGCUAACUGCCAAACGACAGAAGCAACAGAAAGUUUGGAUGUGGAAUCUCAUUCAGGAAAGUGUGUUAGAACAUUUCAGGACCCAUCCCAUGGUCCGGGAACAGAUUCCACUUAUGGAAAGAAAGGUUCUCCUUGGAGCCCUGUCCCCAGGUCUAGCAGCAGACUUCUUACUGAAAACUUUUAAAAGCAGAGACCAAUAAAAUUUAUCCAAUAUCAUAA
Microcebus murinus (gray mouse lemur) is the source of this 1593-nucleotide messenger RNA. The record is from RefSeq and is a predicted model, not a curated record. NCBI's taxonomy places the organism in Eukaryota, Metazoa, Chordata, Mammalia, Primates, Cheirogaleidae.